CCAGAAGUCCUGGACGUAAAGAGCACACGUAAAGAUAGCUACGUUCUGAUGCCUUGGGAACCCAGAAAAUGCUAUGAAAUUAGUAGUCAAGACGAAAAUCCUCUACUUUACAUAAUUUAGCGACCUAAGAGGACUAGGAGAAACUGUGUAGCUUCACCAUGCUUUCCCCCUCCCAGACAUGGCUUAGUUUUAUUUUAACUUUUUCCUCAGUGGAGGUUGGGUCGACAGGGAAGCUGAACGUCCUUUUCAUAAUAUCAGAUGAUUUGCGACCAGCGUUAGGAUGCUAUGACGAUCCUGUCGUCAAAUCACCAAAUAUCGAUCAGCUUGCUUCCCAAAGUAAAGUCUUCCUCAAUGCGUAUGCCCAGCAAGCUGUCUGUGGCCCCAGCAGAACCUCUUUUUUAACAAGUCGCAGACCUGAUACAACCAGACUGUAUGACUUUAAUUCAUAUUGGAGAGUCCAUGCGGGAAACUACACCACCCUUCCACAACAUUUCAAAUCCCAAGGCUACACCACCAUGUCUGUUGGGAAGGUUUUCCACCCAGGCAUCGCUUCCAAUCACUCGGAUGAUUACCCGUACAGUUGGUCUGUACCUCCGUAUCAUCCUCCCUCUUUCGCCUAUGAAAAGAGGAAGGUCUGCAAGGGUGAUGAUGGCAAGUUGCACGUCAACCUGCUGUGCCCUGUUAACGUGACAGAAAUGCCUCUGAAGACCUUGCCAGAUAUGGAGAACACAGCGGAGGCAGUGAGGUUGCUCAGGUCUGUGAAAGACACGGGCAGCCCGUUCUUUCUCGCUGUGGGAUACUACAAGCCUCACAUUCCAUUCAGAAUCCCACAGGAGUUUUUAAAGCUGUAUCCAUUGGAGAGCCUAUCCCUGGCUCCUGACCCUGAUGUGCCAAGAGGCCUGCCACCUGUAGCUUACAACCCCUGGACAGACAUCCGCAAAAGAGAGGAUGUAGAAUCUCUAAACAUCAGCUUUCCCUAUGGGCCUAUCCCUAAAGACUUCCAGCUGCGGAUCCGUCAGCACUAUUUUGCCUCUGUGUCUUAUGUGGACAAUCAGAUUGGCAAGCUCCUGAGUGCUCUGGACGACCUGGGUUUGGCCAAAAACACCAUUGUGGUGUUCACCUCUGAUCAUGGCUGGUCAUUAGGAGAGCAUGGGGAAUGGGCCAAAUAUAGCAAUUUUGACGUGGCUACGCGGGUGCCCCUUUCGGUCUAUGUACCCGGUUUGACAUCAGCUUCAGAAAAAGCCGGGAAAAAAAUCUUCCCUUACAUAGAUGUGUUCCAGGACUCACACCAGCGCUUCUCUGAAGGAAGACAGGUGAACGCCAUGGUGGAGCUUGUGGACCUGUUCCCCACGCUGUCGGAGCUCGCAGGGCUCAAGGCGCCUCCGCCCUGUCCGCGCUCCUCCUUCCGCGUCCAGCUCUGCACCGAAGGCUCCAGCCUGGCCCAGAGCUUCCGUGGCCCCAAGCACAGGGACAACUCGGAGGCCAUCGCCUACAGCCAGUACCCCCGGCCCUCAGACACCCCCCAGGAGGACUCCGACCUCCCCCUCCUGGCGGACAUCCGCGUCAUGGGCUACUCCAUCCGCUCCUGCGACUACCGCUACACCCUGUGGGUGAGCUUCGACCCCGUCAGCUUCCAGGCCAACCUGUCUGACAUCCACGGCGGAGAGCUGUACUUACUGCAGGAGGACCCAGGGCAAGAUAACAAUGUUUACAACAGCACGGAGUACAGCGGUGUCCUGUGCAAGCUCAACACCCAUCUCCACUGGACUGCCACUCUGAAACAGCACUUACUUUAUUUUUAUUCAGGUUCAAAGGCUAAAGGGAUGUUUUGAAGUGUUACACCUUGUACUGUGCAGAGGAAAACAAGGGGAAACCUUUCAAUAGCUAGGCUAACGAAAUGUUAUGCAUAGACCUAUUUUUCUACUCUAAUGAGGGAUUUCAGGCAUUCAAAUCUGCCUUUAUUCUUUCAUAACUGCACAAGUGAAAUAACUUUUGUAAUGAGGGAUUUGACAGCAGCUGUAAUCAUACUUUGACACGUAGACACAAUGCAAACACAAUGAUGUAAUUUACAGUGUGAUUUCAAUGUUUAUGCUGCUGCUCUGUGUUCAGGGAAACCUAUUA
Messenger RNA from Megalops cyprinoides (Indo-Pacific tarpon), 2121 nucleotides. It is a transcript of the gene ids, whose product is annotated as iduronate 2-sulfatase. The transcript has 9 exons. Gene Ontology annotation, molecular function: iduronate-2-sulfatase activity. The record is from RefSeq and is a predicted model, not a curated record. NCBI's taxonomy places the organism in Eukaryota, Metazoa, Chordata, Actinopteri, Elopiformes, Megalopidae. Bases 159 to 1832 code for a protein of 557 amino acids.